Messenger RNA from Phlebotomus papatasi, 2063 nucleotides. RefSeq names its product chitooligosaccharidolytic beta-N-acetylglucosaminidase-like. Gene Ontology annotation, molecular function: beta-N-acetylhexosaminidase activity. NCBI's taxonomy places the organism in Eukaryota, Metazoa, Arthropoda, Insecta, Diptera, Psychodidae. Gene Ontology annotation, biological process: glycosaminoglycan metabolic process; carbohydrate metabolic process; ganglioside catabolic process. The record is from RefSeq and is a predicted model, not a curated record. The transcript has 3 exons. Bases 1 to 1881 code for a protein of 626 amino acids. Gene Ontology annotation, cellular component: membrane.
AUGGAGGGGAAAGAUAUAAAGAAGAAAUUUUUCACACCGGAUAAGAUUGUUUGCUACAUAAUGAGUUUGUUAGUGAUUGUGGCUGCAACUGCAGCAGUUAUUAUGAUUGUUAGGACAUCCAUCUGUGAUGCCCAGGAAAAUGACUUUCCCGAGGAAAAACCGGUGCUCUUUCCUUGGGGCUACAAAUGCGUGGAGGAAAAGUGCGUACGGACGGCCAUUUCUGAUGAUAACUGGCGCAGCCUCGACAGUUUAUCAGUUUGUCAUCUGAAAUGCGAGAAAUACGCCACACUUCUGCCUCAUCCCACUGGCCAGGUGCAAAUUGGUGACACCUUCGAGGCGGUGAGUGUGUGUGGAAUGGAAUUUACCGAGGUGGAAGAUAGCACAGUUCAAGAGUAUCUCGAUGAGAGUAUCGACCGAUUUCACAGAGUGCUCAAGAGUAAGAAGACUCAGAGCCAUCCUCUGGCCAGAGGAGUCCAUGUCUCUGUGGAAUUCUACCUAACUGAGACGGAUCUGUCUCUCACUCUUGACACGGAUGAGAGCUACUCUCUCAGCAUUGCGAAGGCGUCCGGAGGAGAAGGGAUCAAUGUUAAAAUUCAUGCAGUUACUUACUUUGGCUUGAGGCAUGGACUGGAAUCUCUUGGGCAGCUGAUUGUCUACGAUGAGCUUCAAUUCAGGUACAAAAUGCCUGGGAAAGUGGAGAUUGUUGAUCGGCCAGUUUAUCGGCAUCGUGGGCUGCUCCUGGACACUGUUAGGCAAUUCUAUUCAGUGAAAUCCAUUAAGAGGACAAUUGAUGCAAUGGCCAUGGUGAAACUCAAUGUCUUCCACUGGCACAUCACAGACGCCAACAGUUAUCCCAUGAAGCUCCAGAAUUUCCAAGAAAUGGCCAGGAUUGGGGCUUAUGGGCCAAAGGAAGUGUAUUCUGUCGAAGAUAUCAGAGAGGUUGUUCGGUUCGCUAAAAUCCGAGGAAUCCGUGUGAUGCCCGAAUACGAUGCUCCCGCUCAUGUGGCUGAGGGAUGGCAAUUCACAGACUUUGUCACUUGCUACAACGCUCAACCCUGGGAUCAGUUCUGUGCAGGUCCCCCUUGUGGACAAUUGGAUCCAACCCGGGCUGACCUCUAUGACGUCCUCGAGGGCAUUUACGAUGAAAUGAAUGAGUUAUUUGACCAGCCAGAUUUGUUCCACAUGGGCGGAGAUGAGGUUUAUCCUUCCUGCUGGAACAUCAGCUCCCAUGUUCAACAGUGGAUGAUGGACAGGGGCUGGGGUGUCGAACGAGAGGAUUUUGUUGAACUAUGGAAUCACUUUCAGACUCUGGCUCAUGAGCGCCUCAAGAAAGUAGCACCCAAAACGCGAGCUGUUCUCUGGACAGGAACUCUCACUGAGGCCAAUUUUGUCGAACGCUUCCUGCCACCAGAGGACUAUGUGAUUCAAGUUUGGACUGAAGGAUCUGGAACAGGAUCGCAUAUUCCGCAUCUCCUGGCCGGAGGGUACGAUCUCAUCAUCUCCAAUACUGAUGCACUGUACCUGGAUUGUGGCUUUGGGUCCUACGUCGGUGAAGGGGUCAACUGGUGCAGUCCCUACAAGCCCUGGACCAAAAUGUACAACAACAACAUCACUGCAAUGGGAGGAGAACGACGUGGACAGAUUCUAGGAGCAGAAGCAUGCUCCUGGUCCUCGAUUUCGGGAGAACCGGGCAUAGAUUCUCGACUCUGGCCAAGACUUAGUGCAUUGGCGGAGCGGCUUUGGACAGAUCCGGAUACUGAUUUUAGGGCAGUUGAAAGAAGGAUUCUGCUCCAUCGAAGAGAUCUCGUCAAUUUUGGCAUCAAUGCUGAAGGUAUUCAGCCUGGAUGGUGCCUUCACAAUCCUUCCUAUUGCGUCCGAUAGAAUGACAAGUGAAAAUUGCAGACGAAAGAUUGCAUUGAGAUCCGGAAGACUGCAGGAUUCCAACUAUUUUCGGAUUUAUAUUUUAAUUUUAAUUUAAUAUUUUGUAAAACUUUUCAUGAUUAUUAAAAAAAAAUAAUAAUAAAGGUUAUGCUAUUAAAUAAUUAAAAUAAAUGUUAAGAAAA